CUCUCUUUCAAAGAGUAAAACAGGCAUAGGCAGGGAGAACAUGCUUUCCAACUUGUGAGAAUAUCUGCUUCUUUUCCUGGUUUUCUUUAAAAAGCCUAUUCACCUGUUUCCCUCCUUGCUCUUUGUCUUCUCUACCUGGGCUGAAGGUGGAACCCUCCAUGGAAUCUCCAGUAUACAUUUUCCGUGAGGAACCAGGCCCUACAUGUUCCCCUGGAGCAUGUCCACUUCCAAGUGUGACUAGCACUAGCUGGCUUGUGGACUGGGCAGAAUAUGGCAACAGCAGUAGUGGCAUGUAUGAAGACUUGCAACAGAACCACACCAACAUCUCCCCAGCUAUUCCCAUCAUCAUCACAGCCGUCUAUUCAAUGGUUUUUGUGGUGGGCUUGGUUGGCAACUCUCUGGUCAUGUUUGUUAUCAUAAGGUACACAAAGAUGAAGACAGCAACCAACAUCUAUAUUUUUAACCUGGCUCUAGCAGAUGCUCUAGUUACCACAACCAUGCCUUUCCAAAGUACUGAGUACUUGAUGAACUCUUGGCCAUUUGGGGAUGUGCUGUGUAAAAUAGUUAUUUCAAUUGACUACUAUAACAUGUUCACCAGCAUCUUCACUCUGACCAUGAUGAGUGUGGAUCGAUAUAUUGCUGUGUGCCACCCUGUGAAGGCUCUGGAUUUCCGUACCCCUCUGAAGGCCAAGAUAAUCAACAUAUGUAUCUGGCUCUUGUCUUCAUCAGUUGGCAUAUCAGCCAUAGUCCUUGGAGGCACUGAGUUCCGGGAAGAUACUGGCAGCACUGAGUGUUCUCUGCAGUUUCCAGAUGAUGACUAUGAUUGGUGGGACACCUUUAUGAAAAUCUGUGUCUUUGUCUUUGCAUUUGUUAUCCCAGUGCUGAUUAUAGUUAUUUGCUAUACUCUGAUGAUUCUGCGCUUGAAAAGUGUACGGCUUCUGUCUGGAUCUCGGGAAAAAGACCGGAACCUUCGUCGCAUCACCAGAUUGGUUCUUGUUGUGGUUGCUGUCUUCAUUAUCUGCUGGACCCCCAUUCACAUUUUUGUAUUAGUUGAGGCCCUUGGGGAUGUGUCGCACAGCACUGCAGCCAUUUCUAGCUAUUAUUUCUGCAUUGCAUUGGGCUACACCAACAGCAGUCUAAAUCCCAUCCUGUAUGCUUUUCUUGAUGAAAACUUCAAGCGAUGCUUCAAGGACUUCUGCUUUCCUUUUAAAAUGAAGACAGACAGACAAGGCACCAACAGAGUCAGAAACAUCAUUCAAGAUCCUGUGUACGUCAAGGAUGCUGAUGGUACAAACAAGCCAGUAUGACUAGGCGUGGAGAUGUCGUCUUAUUGUCCUCCUGGACAAGAGGAAUCCAAUGAUCUUGGACUAACCCAAAUAACCACUGCAGUGUGAAAUUGAUAGCAGUAGAACUGAUUUCUUUCAGAACUCCCAUAGAUUGAACUGAAGUAUGGCCAUUGCUUGGCAUGAACUGUUUCUUCACAUAUGCUCACUAAUUAGCAAUUUUAGGGUUAUAUUCAUAAAAAGCUCUUGGUACACAACAACAACAAAACAGAAGGAAAAAAAACAUUUGGUGCAGGAAAAGGAGAAGCCCUUUAUAAAAUUAAUGUCUUAAUAGCAUUGGGGGGUGGGGAGAAGCAAAGAAAAAAAAACCUUGCAAGGACCUUUUUCUUGUAGCAUCUCCUGGUUCUUAUUUAGAUUCCAGACGGGAACUAGCACAUGUCUUUUAGCUGAAGAAUUAAUUAAGGAAUAAGGAGGUAAUAUUUUCCUUACAGUCUUCAAACGAGAUGCAUAUUUUCAGAAGCGUAUAUGUCCAAGUCAUGUAAUGAAUUAUGGAAUCUAGUUUUAUAUUGCACCAACGGUGAGCUUCUUUGAAAUCCCAGCCAGCACUGGAUGAAAAUAAUCAAGAUCUAUAUGGUGACAGCACCUUUUAGUUAAGAAGCUCGUCUGCUCAAACAUGCAGCAUUCUUUACUAUGUCAAAUUAAUGGCUGUUAAUUCUGAAGGAGCCAAGUAAGCUUUUAACAUACUUACUGCAUGAAUGGGUUCUGGGAACUAUAUAUGUCUAUACAAUACAUAUCCUUCAUAUCCACAUUAUCUAGGAUGCCCAACAAGGAAGAACUAGAUAUUUGACCGAAACAUAGAAAGGAAGUUUCUAAAGAUCUUGGAGUUGCAUGCCCUACUUUUCCUUCCUGCUGGUCCUCAGAGGACUACAUUUGUCCCUUUUUUUACAACCAGGUGUUCAGUUCUGGAGACAUAAAUCCUCAUUUGCCUCAAUGUUGCAAAUAAGAAUGAGGCCACAUUGUUCUUCUCAGCAACAAGGAUGGCAUGGAAUUUCUUGGGCUACAGCUCUAGUUCUUGCAUUGGCAGGAACAAUGUUUUGAGCAAAAGCUCUUAUUUUUUCACUCAGAGUUGCUUGUUUUGCAUCAAAUUGCAUAAUUUGUGAACUGUAUAAAUUGUGUAGGUCAUCACAAAUUAGGAUGUUUGCUCUUUAAUUUAAAAAUCUGAAUUGCUGUGUGUAUUGUGAGUGUCUUUCUUAAUAAGUAGUGAGUACCUUUGGGCUUGCUGUGUAUGUUUACACUUUAUCAAGGGGAAAUACAUUACACAACUUACAAAUACUUUGAAGGACAAAAAAAGAAAGAAAGAAAAAGAUGGCUCUCACUUUUAGGUGGAGGUGUAACAUCUCACAAGACUUUUAACAUUCCUCAUUGAGAUGUCUCUUCAUGUCAAGACAGCUAAAACUGAUGAGAGCAAGGAAUUUAACAACUAUUAUUUGUAUUCCUAGGCAAAUUUACUUCCUACAUUCAUGGGGUGAAAAUAUGGUUUUCAGUUCUCGGGAAGGUGUGUGGGCCAGUAUCCUUAACAUGGAGAAAUGUGCCCUCAGUUCCUGGAAGAACAUCAUUCAUUUUUAGGCUGAAGAUUUUCCACAGCAAUGGUGGGAUCCUGGGAGCUGCACUGGGAUGUUUAGGGGUCAUAUACAGGCAACACAAUUCCUACCCCUGGUCUAAAGCUUUAACCUUGGGCUGAUUUGUAAGAUUUUCCCUCAGCCUCCCAUUGCCAUGUGAUUUUUUUUCCUCUAUCAGAUUCCAAAUGUGAUAUGUACAGAAGCCACACCAAUUUCAGAGCCAAAAUGUAGCAUGUAAAUAUGCAUACUCUAUCCCAGUUAGGGGUUUUGGUCCAUAACAAUGUGAACAGUCUGCAUAUGUUUGCACAGUGAUGUUUUUGAUUCAAGCAUGAUCACAAAUAUUUGUAUUUGUGUCUGUCUGCAACAAGUGUUUCUGUGUUGUUGCUGUUUAAAAGGAAAAAAAUACAAAUACAGAAAUAUGUAUCAGUAUCUAUACAUACGUAGAUAUAGAUAUAUAUUCCUCAUAAUCACUCCUCUGUGUGAAUUUCCAGAAAUAUCUCUUAACUACUGAGAGUGACAGUAUGCCUUUCAUUAACAUGGCACUGAAUAUAAGACUAUCAAUCAUAUGGAGAAGAAUGUAGUAAAAAUAACUUUUCUUACUUAACAUUUGAUGCAGAAGGACAUUUAAAAAAAAACUUUGAAGCAUUUACCAUCCGUUCUUCACAUGCUUUUGUUCAGCUUUUUUUCUUUGUUUGAAAUUACAUAAAAGUACCAUUCCCGAGUGUUGAAAUAGUUUACUCUUCUUAAUAUAUAAAAUAAUGAAUUGAA
Messenger RNA from Pogona vitticeps (central bearded dragon), 3670 nucleotides. It is a transcript of the gene OPRK1, whose product is annotated as opioid receptor kappa 1. NCBI's taxonomy places the organism in Eukaryota, Metazoa, Chordata, Lepidosauria, Squamata, Agamidae. Gene Ontology annotation, molecular function: neuropeptide binding; dynorphin receptor activity. Gene Ontology annotation, biological process: neuropeptide signaling pathway; G protein-coupled opioid receptor signaling pathway; sensory perception of pain. The record is from RefSeq and is a predicted model, not a curated record. Gene Ontology annotation, cellular component: plasma membrane; neuron projection.